CAUUACCCCCCUUGAAAUUAGGUUAGAAUCAGCAAAAAUGUAUUACUUUGGUUAUUUCAUCAUAAACAAAAAAUGUAUAGUUAAAUCAGUUAAAUUACAUGGUGGUAAAGAGUCAUACUUACAGAAUGUACAUCUACAGUUACAAUGUGUGUAAAUAUUUUUCCUUUGAUUUGUGUUUUAUUUUUUCAUUGUUAUUGCACUGGUGGAAUUCCCCGAUUUGAUAACACACACAUCAUAAGUCUGCUGAAAAAAAUUGAAAAUCUACAUGUCAGUUAACCUUUAGUAUCUUAUACAUUAAAAUAAUAGGAAAUUAAAUAACGAUUAUAAAAUAUCAAAUACAAUAAAAAAAAAUGGAAAAAACACCUAUUGCCUUAUUAGGAGAGUAUACGGUGAAAAGAAAUCCUCCUUUACCUAAUUAUAUAUACCUUGGCGAUAGAAUGAUUGGGGCAAAUGAUCAUGAAUUCUCUUUCAAAAUUAUAUAUCAUGAAUUUUCUGUUAUCGGAAAAGGUCCAACAAAACAAAUGGCAAAACACAAUGCAGCACAAGAAAUGCUUACACUAUUAGGACAAAAUAAUUCCUCUAACAAUAAUAUUAAAUCAUUACUAACAUCAACAAAUUCUUUAAAUAUACAAAAUGAAUCUCCAGAAACAGGAAUUAAUUACAUUGGAUUAAUACACGAGUUAUGUGCAAAGAAAAAAAUAAAAUCACCUGAAUUCAAUGAGAAAAUUUCAUGUGGACCACAUCAUAUGAAUUUUAAGAUAAAAUGUCAAGUUGGUGAUAUUAUAGAAGAAGGAAUUGAGAGAACAAAAAAACAAGCUAAAAGUGAGGCAGCAAAAAAAGUAUGGUUCAAAUUAAAGGAAAAAUAUAAGAUUUUUGUAAGGGAGAAAGUAGAAACAGUUAAUGAGGAAUUUGGUCUUAAUGUAGAGGACAUUAUAAUAGAGGACAUUCUUCCUGAUUACAAAAAUGAAAACAAAAUUGCUCUUGAAAAUUAUUUAAAAUUAACAAAAUUAACAAUUACACCUCUAUUGAGCGAAAAUAUAAACAUUGAAAAUUGUCAUCGAAUUUUUACAUCGGAAAAAUAUGAUACAACUAUCAGGCAAAGAAUUCUUCAUUUAUUAGCUGAUAUUAGUACAAUAUCAGAAAAUACUACAUUUAUUGAAAAAUAUCUUUUGAUAAUUAAUCGAAUUGCUAAAAUUUUAAAUGUUGAAUUAAAACCAUUAAAUUUACAAUUAAAUCGUUUUGCAAACACUCAAAAUGUUAGUGUCAAUUAUGCAGCUGGUUAUAAAUUAUAUACAGAACCGGCUAUUACCGGUAUUGGUGUUGGUGAAACAUUGACAUUAGCUCGAUUAAGAGCAAUUUUAAGUAUUCAAAGUAGCAUAAAAGUCUUAUUAAUUUAAAUAAUUUACAUGAGUUCCAAAUCGUUAAGAGUAUUAAUAAUUCUAAUUUAUUUUAAGUUUAACAAGUUCUGUUUUAUUGUUGAUAUUUUAUACUUUUUCUUUUAUAUAAAAUGAAAAUAGAUUUUAGAAAAAAGUAUAGUAUAUUAUUUUUAUUAAAAUAUAAUAAUCUUUCAAGUUUAUUACACUUUUUUCUAUUUAAUAUUAUCAUUUAUUAUGUAAGGAUAUAACAAAGACUUAUUUAGUAUGCUUGAAAAAAAAUAUUAAGAAUUUCUUUUUUUUUUAUUAAAGUAUAGGAUGGGCCGCAAUUUUACUUUUUUUUGAACUAUUCGCUAUAUUGGAUCCGCCAUUUUGACUUUUUCAAGUCUUUGCCGAAUUUUUAAUUUAAAAACCAGAUGCGCCAAAUAUAAUGGUAUAAUAAUGAUUAUGAUGAAAAAUCAAAUGAUUAGAUUCGACGAAUGUUUCAUUGUAAGCCGAUAUAUAUUUUCCAAAAAUUGUUUUCUUAAUUUACUGUAUUAUAAAUGUUUAUCUUGUGAUAUAUUUAUAGAAAAACAAAAUUUGACGAAAGUUUUCUCAAUCGAAAAAAAUUUGUAAAUUUGCAUGGGAAAAAUCAAGCAAAAUUCUUUUUUCAAUAAAUAUUAAAUCUAUUUGUAACUUGAUAAAUGUGAUCUAUUUUCUUGAAAUAAAUGUAUUUUUUAAUAAAAAUUUCAGAUAAUAAAA
Leptopilina boulardi is the source of this 2114-nucleotide messenger RNA. RefSeq names its product RISC-loading complex subunit tarbp2-like. The record is from RefSeq and is a predicted model, not a curated record. The transcript is spliced from 3 exons. Bases 351 to 1397 code for a protein of 348 amino acids. Lineage: Eukaryota; Metazoa; Arthropoda; Insecta; Hymenoptera; Figitidae.